CAGCAGUGAUGGAUAAUGGCGUCUUUAUCAAUGUUCUUUGUGCUUGUGCCAUAUCUGGUGUUGCAAUACAGAUGCCAAGGGAUUCCGGAACCGGAAGUGGUCGUUCUUGUGACGGAUGUUGGGGACGCUGGAGAAGCAGGUUCCAUCUAUAUGUUCAACGUCUCUCAAAAGAACCUCACAAAACUGGAAGUCCCAAAUAUUAACAAGCCAUUCGCCAUAGACUAUGAUGUAACUACAGGCCAUGUCUACUGGACUGACGUUAAGUUGCAUUAUAUAAGAAGGGCGAGUCUUGACGGCGUGGAUGAUGUGGUGGUUGCCUCCUUCAACUCUUCGUGCUUACUCGGAGGCGUGACACUAGACGGUGCCUCGCGGAAACUGUUCUACACAGACGAGGGCAGUAAAGUCAUCGGCAGGAUGGACAUGGACAGCCUGGGGAGGACAGUGAUUGUACACACGGGGUUAGAACAACCACGGGGGAUUGUAGCAGAUACCACAAACAAAAACAUCUACUGGACGGAGCUGGACAAGGAGGAGAAGAUCGAGAUGUGUGACUACAGCGGCGGAAGCAGGAAGGCGGUCGUCACAUCAGGACUCGCUGUUCCUAGCGGAAUAGCUCUGGAUGAGAAGGCUGGCCGACUGUUCUGGUGUGGUCAUGACGUCAUAGGCUCUGUUCUGCUGGAUGGCUCUGGGAGAAGGAACGUUGAUACUGAAACAGCAAUGAUAGACAUAACUAUUUUUAACGGUCUCCUCUACUUCACUGCACUACGAGACAAGAGCAUCUAUACGAUGUUGGAGAAUGGCCAACACAUGACCCCCUUGGCGUCACACCUCUUCACGAAACCGAUAGGUAUUCACGUCUUCUCGCCGAACUUCCACAAACCAGCGUCCUGUCCUGGUGGUCAGUAUGGGGUCAGCUGUGAGUCCUGCGGCCACUGCGAGGAAGGGGGCAUCUGUGAGAAGACCACGGGCGUUUGUCUCAGGGGGUGUGCACCAGGCUACAGGAUGCCCAUGUGCCGGGAAGAGUGUCAGAACAACACGUAUGGAACAUGUACCCCCUGUGGCCUGUGUGCCGAGGAUGAUCCCUGUCACAGAGUAACGGGGCACUGCCCAAGGGGAUGCAAGUUCGGGUGGACGGGACCAACAUGUAAAACAGGUUGGCUUAUAUUUGCUGUCGCGGGCACGGUAAUAGCCGUCAUCGUUGUCGCCGUAAUCGUGGGUGCUGUAUACAAUGUAAGAAAACUCAAAACGAGAUACCAAAACUCGUAUGUAGACUUUGCCGAGAGAUGCAACCGACUGUACGAAUUGUAGGAGCGAAGGAUCGACGCGAUGUGAAAGAUCGAUGUUAAAAACAAAUUUGCACCAAGAAAACCAGGUGGAACUCUGGUCCCAUAAAUGUAUCCAAGUUGAAACAUGGGCCGGUCUGCUGCCAGUAUGGCAAACAUUAAUGACGCAUUGCUGUAAAACGUAAUUGGAACAUGUGCACAUCAUCUUGAAGUACCCACAGUUUGAUUACGUCAAAACCAAGAAAGCAUGACAAAUUACAAAUAACACAGGGAUUAGUGUUGUAGAGUGGUAAAUAUACUUUGGAGGUAUUGAGUGUUUGAAGAUCGAUCUUGUGUAGACUUGAUGUAUGGAGACAUGAAAGAUUAGGUUGCAGUUUUCACUAAUAGUAUGCACUGGUUAAAGAUUUACAUAGCUGAAUUGAGCCCUUGCUGACCAGACACCUUCAGUGUAGCAUAUGUCCACUGAAUGUCUACUUCUCGUAUGUAACUCAUUCCUGUGUAUUAAUGUUUAUUUCAACCAAUGAUACUGAAGGAACGUAUAAAGGUAUAUACAUGCACUUACACACAUAUAUACACGCACUUACACACAUAUAUACACGCACUUACACUCAUAUAUACACGCACUUACACACAUAUAUACACGC
Messenger RNA from Haliotis rufescens (red abalone), 1927 nucleotides. Its product is annotated as low-density lipoprotein receptor-related protein 5-like. The record is from RefSeq and is a predicted model, not a curated record. Lineage: Eukaryota; Metazoa; Mollusca; Gastropoda; Lepetellida; Haliotidae. The transcript has 10 exons. The coding region runs from base 16 to 1308 and encodes 430 amino acids.